Panthera uncia (snow leopard) is the source of this 2139-nucleotide messenger RNA. Its product is annotated as 1-aminocyclopropane-1-carboxylate synthase-like protein 1. Gene Ontology annotation, molecular function: pyridoxal phosphate binding; transaminase activity. Gene Ontology annotation, biological process: amino acid metabolic process; biosynthetic process. The transcript is spliced from 5 exons. The coding region runs from base 1103 to 1711 and encodes 202 amino acids. NCBI's taxonomy places the organism in Eukaryota, Metazoa, Chordata, Mammalia, Carnivora, Felidae. The record is from RefSeq and is a predicted model, not a curated record.
CUCCCUCAUUCACUUCCUCCCUCACUCCACUCACUCCCUCCCUCACUCAGUUGUUUGUUCCCUCCCUCACUCGUUCACUGACUCACUCGUUCACUUCCUCACUCAUUCACUCCCUCACUCAUUCACUCACUCAUUCACUUACUCCCUCACUCACGCAUUCACUCACUCCGUUGGUCACUCAGCAAAUCCUUCUGCAGCCCCAGGCACGUGCCAAGCACUUCCAGCUGUUUGGGCUCUUUCAUUGGAUUUGGUAUAAGCCAAACAUUUGUGGCUAAAACAGCUUUGGAGACUCUUAGACCAGAUCAUCUGUAAAGUCUGCAAAUCCAACAUUCAGAGAUUCUAACAGUUCCUGAUAUUUGUUCAGACCUGUUGACCCUGUGAAGUCCUUUCCAUUGGUUCUCUCGGCUAGUCCUCAGGCCAGGUAGACAGUUGUCGCUUCUGUUUGUUUAUGGGUUAGGAAAGUGAGACACAGAGAAACAGUGACUUGCCAUCUACUCUGUGCCAGUCAUUGUGCCAGGCGCUGGGAUACAACAGUGAGCAGGAAAGGCAUAGGCCCCUCUUGGGUGGAACUUCUAUUUCUAGCCAGGAAAACGUUAGCAGCUAAAUACACAGUGCUUUGAUUGUGGCCGUGAGAAGUGCUAAGAAGGAGAAGUCUGGGGAGCUGUGAGGGGAUCUACUUAGGGUCCUCCAUUGGCCCCGUCUACGGGGAGGUGGUCAGAGAAGUGUGUUUGAGGAAGUAGAACUCGAGCUAUGCUCCAGAUCAGGGAUUGGCAAAUGUUUUUUGGAUCAGAUGGCAAAUAUUUAAGGCUUUAUAGGCCAUACGGUCUCUCCCUCAACUGCCAUACAGCAUGAAUGCAAUCAUCGACGGUAUGCACACGAAGAAGCAUGGCUGUGUUCCAGUAAAGCUUUAUUUACGGAAACAGGCAGUGGGCUGGGUUUAGCCUGCAGGCUAUGUCUGGACUCUUGCUCUAAAGGAUGUGUAGGAAUUGCUGAUUCAAGAGAUGAAACCGGAGCUUCACAGAAGAACCGGAACCAAAUUCGUCCACCCAUCUCAUUUGUUCAGCCGAACGUGUAUGAGCCUUUGUGGUGGAUCUGUGUUCCCAUGUUCCCACACUGUGCUCUCUGCAGGUUGCCUGACCCCCAGAGGACCCAUGUAAUGUGGGCGACCAGCAAGGACUUCGGGAUGUCUGGGCUCCGCUUUGGCACGCUGUACACAGAGAACCGGGAUGUGGCCACUGCGGUGGCUUCCCUCUGCCGCUAUCACGGCCUCAGUGGCUUGGUCCAGUACCAGAUGGCACAGCUGCUCCGGGACCGUGACUGGAUCAACCAUGUGUACCUACCUGAGAACCAUGCCCGGCUCAAGGCUGCCUACACCUAUGUCUCAGGAGAGCUCCGGGACCUGGGGAUCCCCUUCCUCAGCCGUGGGGCAGGCUUCUUCAUCUGGGUUGACCUGAGGAAGUACCUGCCCGAGGCCACCUUUAAGGAGGAAAUGCUGCUUUGGCGCCGCUUUUUGGACAACAAGGUACUGCUGUCCUGUGGCAAAGCCUUCCAGUGUAAAGAGCCUGGCUGGUUCCGCUUGGUCUUCUCGGACAAGGCCCACCGGCUUUGCCUGGGGAUGCAGAGGGUCCGGCAGGUGCUGGAGGCCAAAUCCCAGGUGCCAGAUGACCCCGCUUCCUGUCAGAGCCAGGAGUCAGGGAACCAGCGCAGGUGAGCUGGUCGUUGCCUGGUGACCGCAGAACCUGGCAGUCGCCACCAAUCUGACCCAUUUGGGGCUGUGAAGACUGGCGGGGGCGAGCCGUUUGCCAGGAGGGUACCUGACUUGGCCUUGGCCCUGAAGAAGAACCAUUGCUUGCCUCUCUCAGUGGCGGUGAGACUCCUCCAGGGGUGCUUUGACUCAGCCCCACCCCCUCUAUUAAACAAGACUGGGAGAAACUAGAAGCCUCGGCUGUAAUUUGCUGAAUGGAGGAGUCGCGACUGCUGCUAACCACAGCCCUUAGGACCCACCCCUCCCAGGAUGUGAGAACAAAACAAUGCGUACCUUUCUUCCUUCUUCUUUGUUGCCAGGGAAACAAGUUAGAGGAGCAACACAUAUGAGAGAGAAUAUGCCCCCCGAAAUAAACAAGAGUGAUAAUCCCCGAA